CUCUCAAUUACAUUUAUUUCUCGUCACAAUUAAAAAAAAAACAGUACACUUACAAACUACUGUAGCUUAGAAAAUGAAAAAAAUAUAUUUGUUUAUUUUACUAACAGUAUUUUUUUCAAAUCAUCAAAUUACAGAAUUUAGGUGUAUUAACACAAUUUAAUUUCCCUACAAGAACCCUGAAAUUCAUUUUUGAUGCAAAAAUGUUCAAACCUACAUACAUUCACAAUUAAUUUACAAUCUUCUUCAUAGUCUAAUAUUGAGUAUGGUUUGUACAGUUUCAAUACUGAUUCACAUAAUACAUUAUUAAUAACGUAACAUUUAUUUAUUAAAAUAAUAAAUUUUUCGUCCUCAAAAUUUAAGCAUUCUAAAAUGUACACGCCAUAUUUGAACGUUACAUCUUUAACUCUGAAAGCAGUGUAUUCUUCUUUCGGAAUGACAAAAUUUGAAUUUUCAGCCAGAUACUUCUCGUGUUGCCACAGUGAAAUUUUAGCAUUCUGUUUUUUCAACAAAUCAGUAAGACGGUAAGCUAGGCCUCCUUUUUUGUAUCUAACUUUUUUCCUUCUGUCAUUAUCAAAGGUAGAGUCUGGAGACGUUGUGGCCGAUAUUUCUUUUUUUAUUUCCUUUGAGGGUACUUCAUUUUGCGAUUUGCAUGACAGAAUUUCAACUUCACUCAUGGAGCUGGUGUCUGUGGUGUCAUGAAUAGAAUGUUCGGAGGUAGAUUGUGAACAAAAAUUUCUGUCAAAGAAUGUACUAACCUUUUUUGUUAAAUCUAAUUUAGCUUUCGAUGUGCCAUCAUUUGAACUGUUUUCACAAUUUUCCUCUUUUACAAUGUCAUUGGAACAUCCUAUUUCUAAUUUAAUCUUGUCUGUAUUGAUUCGAUUUUGAUUUGGAUUGAUAUUAUUGCAAUUAUUAUUUAGGGUUAUUUUUGUCUUCUCAUUUAUUUUAUUUAUUUGUUUUGGAUCAAUGCUGAAUAAUUUCUUUUUAACUUUCAUUGUAGACUUUGGUGAUAGCUUCGGUAGGAGAAUGGGGCUGUUCAAAAUACUCCUGGUAGUUAAAAUUGGCGAAUUAUCAUCGUUUUUCUGUGUCAAAAUGGGACUUUUACUGAUUCUAGUCUUUUUACACAAAAUAGGUGAUUUCUCAAUAUUUUUCGCUCUUUUUUGGUCUUCUGUACAGUCAAUUAUCGUAAUAUCUAAAUUGGAAAGGUUAUUAAGAGAUUUUUUCUUAAGUUUUCUCUUUCUUCGAACACUGUUGGUGUUUUUGCAAACACUCUUGUUGUAAUCUAGGUUUUCGUAAUCACUCAGCGAGCUGGACGACCAAGUAAUCUCUUCACUGCAUUCUUGUGAAUUUAAUAGGCGAAAUUUGUCUAAAAACACAUUUUCUUUUUGUGUUUUCAUGUUUAGUGUUUACUUUACUGCUAUUGUUUUGAUAUUUCUCGAAUCCAAAUCAACAUUAGACAUUUGACAUUUUUGACGUCAAAUAUUUUAAAUGUGGUACCGGUUUUUCUUUUUUUUUUCUUUGGUGAUUGGCUUCUUGUAAUGCCAUUGCUAGCGGGAUCGAAUAGAUUUAUUUUUCAAUUAUUCUAAAAUUUAAUAAACAUACGUGUACUAAAAUUAAAAAAGCGUAACGUAUUAAAAAAAAUUUAAUUACUUUUUAAGUGGAAUGAAAAUUGAAUGUACAAAUGGAUUGAGACAAAAUGAAAUAAUACCUCGGCCAAAUAAGAAUUUACUAAAACUUAAGUGGAAGAACCCAAGAAGCCACGUACUUGGUUUCAUUUUUCCAAAUUUGAGCACUUUUAGAUAUAGUAAAAAUCAACAAGACAACAAUACUGAUAAUUUAAACCCGAAGAAACUAAAUUCUCAAAAAUAAAUAAUUCGAAUAAAUUCAAAUUGCUGAUAUAAAGUCAUGGUAGCUUUCAGGAUACUACAGUUUUAUAUUGUCAGUAAGUUAUUAAAAGAUUCCACAUUUGGUAUAAUUUUUUUGAUUUUUCAUCCAUUUUCUUAGGUAAUCUUCCUAAUUUCGUAAUGAUUUUACGGUUUUAAGGGUGGUUUCCUAUGAUAUAUAUAUUUGAAGAAAAAAACCUAAAUCGUAUUGAUCAAUACCAAAAUAUAAUGUAAACUAUGUAUUUCUUUUAAAAAAAAAUGGUUUUCCCAAUCUCACACAAUUCGGAUCGAGUUAGUUUCGAACACUUAUAGUUGUAACAAAAAAGUUGACAUUGCAUAGUUGGCAAUGCUGCUACCGCCAUGUUAUUCUGCUAAGUUCACAUUGGUGUGCUCUCAAAACAAAUAGUCUGCUCGCGUCGUGCGAUUCUUUGUUUAUCACAAAAAAAAAAAUUCAUCACACGAAAGUCUUCAUUGAACGGCAUAACCGCGUGCACAGUUUUUGUUUAACUGUAUUAAAGUCCAUAUUUCACAAGAUAAAUCGUACCGUCGCCGCAAUGGAAGUCGAUCGCAUCGCUUCCGACUCUGAAAACGUGGCGAUGGACGAAAAGCCGGUCGUAGAACAGGGCGCCGGAGACGCUGCGACGUCCAAUCCCGAGCGAUUACGUCGCAAGAACAAGAAAUACGCUCGUUCUAACAGCAAGGACGGGCCGAGCGCUGUGACGCCGCUCCCGAAAUAUCGUAGCUGGAAGAACAGCCGAAGACCACGCAAUGGCCACGGCAGGGGGUUACCGAAGAAAGGUGGGGCGGGAGGCAAAGGCGUGUGGGGUCUGCCCGGAUCUGAGAUGCUCGAGGAGUACGUGGAGGACCAGAACGAUCCGAACUACGAUUCGGAGGCGGUCACCAACGGCGACAUCGAAUUCAAGCAGGUCAUAGUCGAAGCGGAGCCCGAGGAUAUUAUCCGUAAAUCCGAGCCUGUGAUAUUAGAGUAUUUUGAGCAUGGAGACACGAACGCGGCCGCCGAGGAGUUCCUAGACUUUGUGACGGCGGCGAGGAGUCAUCUGGUGUGCGAGACAAUUGUGGAGAUAGCGUUGGAUCACAAGGCGAUGCACUGCGAAAUGGCCUCGGUCCUCAUAUCCGAUCUGUAUGGAAGAGUUUUUUCAGCCAAAGACAUCGGCUACGCGUUCGAGCGUCUGCUGGAGAAGCUGCCGGACCUGGUGCUGGACACGCCGGACGCGGCGCUGCUGCUGUCCAACUUCAUAGCGCGCUGCGUGGCCGACGACUGCCUGCCGCCGCGCUUCGUGCAGGCGCAGGCCGCCGCCGCGCUCUCCGCGCCCGCCAGACAAGCUAUACACAGAGCUGAGACUCUACUGUCUAUGAAGCAAGGGCUAGUGAGGCUGGACAACAUAUGGGGCGUCGGCGGAGGUAUCAGGCCGGUCAAGUCUCUCAUCCGUCAGAUCCAGUUGCUGCUGAAGGAGUACCUGACUUCGGGCGAGCUCGCGGAGGCGAUGCGCUGCGUGCGGGAGUUGGAGGUUCCUCACUUCCACCACGAGCUGGUCUACGAGACAAUACUCCUGGCUUUGGAGACCAUAAAUUCUGGUGUUGAAGAACAGCUUUGCACGUUUCUUGCUGAAUUGCGGAGGUGCUGUAUAGUCACGCCCGACCAAAUGGACAGGGGCUUCAUCCGCGUGCUCGAGGAUAUGAAUGAUAUCGUCCUGGACGUGCCUCUCGCUUACAUCAUGCUGGACAGGUUCUUGGAGCGGUGCCAGACGAGGUUCAGGCUCGGGGACAACGUGCUGAAGCGUGUGCCGACGAGAGGUCGCAAGCGCUUCGUGUCCGAAGGAGACGGGGGCGCCAUCAAGGAUCACGCGCUGAAGCUGCGCGAGUGAAUGCGAGGACGCCUGCCGACACACAGACACCGGACACCCCUGGAGGCGCCGCCCCCCCCGCCCCCUGCCCCCGCCGCCGCCCCCCGGGACCGCACGGUUGCGAGAGUGCCUUACGACGCGCGGGCGCGGUGACGUCACAGCGGCUACAUACAGCGUGUGUUUUUUUUGGUUUCUCUAACGGACAAUAAAUUACACAGUGUCGGAGUUUAUUUGUGAGACGAUAGUGAUCGUCACUAUCCGUGUAUCAAUCGCGUUGUAAAGUUGUAAUGGAUAGUGCGACACAGGGUGUUUCGGGACGACGCGCGGGCUCGGUGACGUCACAACGGCUACAUACAGCGUGUGUUUUUUUCUUUUUGUUUUAAUUGACAAUAAAAUUAAUUGUCACUGACUUUGUUUGUGAGACAAUGCUUCAUCUGAAUCUACUAUCUGUGUAAGAAUCGCGAUGUAAAGUUGAAGCAGGUUAUAUUAUACAGGAUGCGCAGGGAAUUUUGGUCUGAAGGUAGACGCCUGAACUUCACAAGUGGAUUCGGUUGGAAUUUAGCAGAGGUCGCGUCAGUCUGAUGUCCACGGGCCGCUGUAGUGAUGGCGCGCCGGGCUCGCUCGUCCGAACUGCGUAUCGAUAAAAGACAAAAAGAAAAAAAUGAUAACCAUUGAGCAAUAAUUUUUUAAUAAUCAAAACUAGAUCCGAUCUUCUGUCCGUAUUAGUCUUGUAAUGGCAUUUGAGUAUAUAAUAAUAUCGACGCCUCAAAGGCAAAUGUGACUAAGCGACAAUGCGUGAACUUUACACUGUAGACUAAUUUAAUUAAUUAAUUAAAUUAACUAAAAAUAAUUUAAUUAUAAAAAUUUAACCUUGAAAUUAAUAUAAAAAAUACCUGAAAAAAAUUAUAUCUUAACGAAUCUAGCUGUAGGAUUGAAAUGAUUUUAAUAGACCUAGAAAUAUAUAUAUUUUUUUUGCGCAUCGAAUAUGGUUAUUGCCUAUCAUUUAUGUACAAAGCAGUUAUUGUCGCUUAGUCACGUUUGCCUUUCAAGCGUCGAUAUGCAUAUAUAUAUAUAUAUAUAUAUAUAUAUCAAGGGCUGAAAAGCUAUUUGUUUUAAGCGAAAUUUUUGUAACAUUACAGAAGAGAGCAAUUUAAAGAUUAAAAUUUUGGGAAAAAAAUAAAAAAAAUUUUUUUUUUGUUUAUUUGAAUAGAGUAAACUUAAUUGAAGUUCAAUUAAAAACAUCGAACUGUUGAUGAUAAAAUCUAUACAUAUAAAUAAAAUUGGAGUGUCUGUUUGUAUUAUUGAAAUAACCGCUUUUUACUAAAUGCAUAUACGGUACAUACACCAAAAUAACAUUUUUUACAAUUUUUGUCUGUCUGUCUGUCUGUCUGUCUGUUUGUUUGUUCCGACUAAUCUCUGGAACGACUGGACCGAUUUUGACGAGACUUUCACUGAUAGGUAGCUGAUGAUAUAAGGAGUAAUUUAGGCUACUUUUUUUUAGACUAGCUUCGCCCCGCGGCUUCACUCGCGCUACGACAAUAACGCGGGUAGCAUCGCGGGACUCAGCUAUCAAUAAUAAAAUUUAAUGUUUCCGAAGCGAAGCGAGGGCGGGUCGCUAAUAUCAAAUAAAGCGGACAUUUAAUUACAAAGAUUAAAUAUCGCUUAAAACCAAUAGCCUUUUCGUCCUUUGAUAUAUAAAAUGUGUUAUUUAAAAAAAAAUAUAUUUAUGUAUAUGUUUAAGUGAUGCGCGUGUUUUGUUUGGAUACGAAUGUGUGAAUGUUUAUAUUAAAUGUUGACAGUUGAGAGUUUAAGGGUAGGAUAGAGUAAGUAAGGGUCGGGUCACACUGGCAGCGAUUGUCGUCUCAAACCGCUCACGCUACGUUCGGGUCGCGACCUUGUACGCUGCGUGUUGAGUCCCCACUCGUGUGGCUUCCGCAGACUUCAGGGUCGGCUUAACGUCGGUUGAAAUGUGAGCUUGAGUGUCCAACGAUAAUCCCGGUAAUGCGAAGAUAGGUCUCGAAGCGAAAUGAAUAUGACCCCCCCCUUUCCCCGCUAGAACUCGGCGGAUCCCGGGAAACCACCACCCGGAAUGGAUGCACUUAUAAAACUUGAGGCAUUGCAGCAUAUUGAGUAUAUGCAGGGUGUCCAAGAAAGUAUGGAUAAUUCUGAAACACCUUAUAGUAGAGCUAUUGGGGACACACAAAAAAAAUGGUUUCAGGAAAACAAAAAAUCGCUAAUCCUGAUUAUCCUAGUAAGGAUAACGGAUCAAACUGUUUAAAAUAUUGUAUUGUCAUCAGUCCUUAAUAAGUAUGCCAAAUUCCGAGUUAAUCCGAUGUUUUGAAGGGGGUCAAAAUCAUGUUCAAAGAUUCCGUUACAUACUAACAUACAUACGUCUGAAGCUAAUAAAAGCGUAUUAAAAAUUAUUCAAAUUCAAUGAACAUCGUUUUUGACUAUGACGUAAUUACUAUACGCUUAUUUUGUAUUGUACGUCCCACUAAUUCGGUAAUUAAGUUCAGAUUCGGUUUAGCUUCCCUUCGUUUGCCGCUAGGGGCGCUGUUCUAACUCUAUACAAAUUUGAGUUAACUUUUACGCUAUCGAGAACGUUAAAAAACUCACAAUAAGCACACUGGGACGUUAUACGUAAACUCCUUGACGUACUUGGGACCUUAGAACUUGUAUCUCAAGGUGGGUGGCGCAUUUACGUUGUAGAUGUCCAUGGGCUCCAGUAACCAGUUAACACCAGUUGGGCUGUGAGCUCGUCCACCCAUCUAAGCAAUAAAAAAAAAACGCCCACGUCGCGUAUGCCCGACGAAGUGAUGAUAAUUAGUUUUGUUUUUGUUUUGAUAUCAAUCAAACAAAUUCGAGAUUCGUUGAAUUGUAUUAUUAUAUAAAAAUGUGUGUUAGACUUAAAAAAAAAUUUUUAUUGCUUUGGUGGGUGGACGAGCUCACAGCCCACCUGGUGUUAAGUGGUUAAUGAAGCCCAUAGACAUCUACAGUGUAAAUGCGCCACCCACCUUGAGAUAUCAGUUCUAAGGUCUCAGUAUAGUUGAAUAUGCAAUUUCCAAAAAGGCACAUCUCUGAAAAUGUGAAAUGUUCAGGAAAUGAAAAAAAGCAUGAUUAUUUUCUAAAGCAUGUUUGAAAUUUAAAAUAUUAACUUUUGAGAUAUAUUUUAGUGUUAAUUAGCAAUUGAAAAUUACUGGAAUUAUUAUAAAAUGGGUGUAGGUAUAAACCUCAAAACUACAUGUAUAUGAAAAAACGUAUUUGACAAAGUAUGCGACAUGUGCCCUUUUCCAAAUUGCAUAUUCAGUAACAACGGCUGCCCCGCCCUUCAAACCGAAUCGCAUUACUGCUUCACGGCAGAAAUAGGCAGGGUGGGGGUACCUACCCGUGCGGACUUACAAGAGGUCCUACCACCAGUACCUACUUUUACGGAUUUAAUUUGGCGUUUUUUUUUUUUAAAUGGCAUUAUCAUUGUUUAUGACGCUUCGAGAAUGCUUGCGAAUGAAUGUUGCGACUCGGUGUGUCUGAUGUAUUUUAUGUCGUUUUACCCACCGGGAUGGGACGAUCCCGUAAUCCCCCGGGAUCAUAAUAUAUGCGAUAAUAAUGACGUUUUUUUUUUUCAUUCUUUAACUUUUUUUUAUAUUUUUCCGCUUACGUUGUGGUGUCUGUGUGUUAAUUUCUUUCCUUAUAUAAAAGUAUUGUAAACAAAACAAAAAAAAAAUUAUAUAAAUAAUAAAAAUA
This is a messenger RNA of Bombyx mori (domestic silkworm), 7486 nucleotides long. RefSeq names its product programmed cell death protein 4. The transcript has 10 exons. Lineage: Eukaryota; Metazoa; Arthropoda; Insecta; Lepidoptera; Bombycidae. Bases 2435 to 3766 code for a protein of 443 amino acids. Gene Ontology annotation, cellular component: cytosol; nucleus. Gene Ontology annotation, biological process: negative regulation of DNA-templated transcription. The record is from RefSeq and is a predicted model, not a curated record.